CUUCUCCCGAACGUCCAUAUCGUCCUAAGCAUUUGGAGCGCUGAAGGGUCCAUUCCAGGAUGCACCGCGCCCUCCUGAUCCCUGAAGUGAUUGCUACGGUAUGCUCCCUAUCUCAUCGCAAGGACGUCCGAAAUAUGUCCAAAGUCUGCCACGCAUGGCGAGACCAAGCUCUCGACCAUCUCUGGAAAACUUUGGCACGCGACGCCCUCGACAAGCUCUUCAGCACGCUGCCUAGGGAGGUUUACCGGCGUAAGAGGCAAUUCCCUGUUCUUCGCAACCGGAUAUUCACGGUUCAGCCGCGAUGGGUACGGCCGCCCAGUCAGGACGAGUAUGACCAGCUCUAUACAAUCACCUCGCGUAUCCAAGUCCUGAGAGUGCUGAGCAACAGACAACUCAUCGACAUGCUCGUCCGUCACCCGCCCGCGAACCCACUAUUCCCGCGUCUCACCGACCUCAGCGUGUAUAUUCUGUGCGACGACGUUGUCCACGACGAGGAGUUGACUCCAUUCUCGUCUACGGUGUUAUCAAAGCUGCGCGUCUCCCUGACGCCAAGCGAGAAGAAGCCUCGUCUGGACAUCGACGCACUGUGCGCAUGCUGCGCGUCAGAUGUCCUAAUUACCCUGGCUGUAUUUGGACUGAGGACUAUGCCUAACAUUGUCGGUGUCCGCAAAGAUGUCCUCCGACAACUCGACGUCGAUGACUUGAACGACGAGGGCUACGCAGUCGCGGCGGCCUUGCCUGCGCUGGAGACUCUCCGCAUCGUCACGCCCCGUGAAGAUCCACCCUCCUUCACCAAACUCUCGUCCGUCGGGCGCCCUUUCCAUGCUCUGAGGACACUCGAGCUACGCGCAGCUGCUUACAAGGGCAGCCCGUACAGGGGUCUCAUCGCGAAUUUCCUGCGCCAUUGUGGUAUCCUCACUCUAUCCACCCUCACGAUUGAUCUCGACUUACCUGAUGUCUGCGAUGGAGAGAGGCGUCCCACCGAUCAUUGGCACGAGCUCUUCCAGGCCCUGGCGUCGCAUUGCUACCACGAGAGCCUCCGUCACCUCGACGUCCGGGACGGUAGCGAGCUGGCCGUGCUCGACGGGGACGAUAUUCGAAUGCUCUUACCAUUCACACACUUGGAGACGGUGUCGCUAGAGAACAGGGGAGGGAUUGCAAUCAGCAAUUCGCACAUCGUCUCGCUUAUGCAGGCCUGGCCGUCGCUGCAGACCCUGAGUUUGGUUCAGCCCAUGGAAGACGCCUCACUCGCAGACGACGCAGAGGAUCUUGUUGAUUCUGACGGCGAGGCCUUGGAAAAAAUUGACACGCCUGUCGUAUACACCUGCACGGUCCUCGGCCUCCUCGAAAUUGCCCGACGCGCCACCUCACUGCACGCUCUUACCUUGUCUGUCGACUUUUCCGAUAUCCCCCAGCAGCUAGGAGACCGGCCGUUUGACAACAAUGUCACCAGUCUGGAACUCCGAGGUGGGCAGCGCUCACCCGAAGGACGUCGCACAUCUCUUGUGUGUCGCGUUCCCUAGAGCGGUGUCUUCCUUCGCCGUGUCGCCAUACGGUGAUUUAGAAGCGGAGACAGGUCCAGGGUCGAAGUGGGACGAGGUCCGACGCCUUGUGGACAUGGAGAGAAACCAGACGGGAUGAUGAUUGGAGGUAUACUGAUAUGCUUUGAACGUCAGCACAAUCAGACAAAGGCCGCUGGUCCAGCUGAGUGCGAUAUAAAAUUGAGACAAAGCGUGCCAACAACCACCAAUCGCCAAAAUCUAAAGAUCGUCCUGACGCGGCCGAAUUAUAUCUAUGUACUUCUCGGAUGUAACUUCCCUGGCAUAUAGUACGGUGCCGAACUUCAC
Schizophyllum commune H4-8 is the source of this 1847-nucleotide messenger RNA. RefSeq lists its product as uncharacterized. The coding region runs from base 60 to 1523 and encodes 487 amino acids. The transcript is spliced from 3 exons. Lineage: Eukaryota; Fungi; Basidiomycota; Agaricomycetes; Agaricales; Schizophyllaceae. The record is from RefSeq and is a predicted model, not a curated record.